AAAAGAAAGAUAAAAAGUUCACUCUAAAGAUGUCUGUCUAGAGCUGAACACUACUGCUGUUUGUGGAAUCAAAGUAUGUAUCGUGGUAAUGUCAUUUUAUCAAAUGGAUCGGUGGCCUCACCUUAUGGCAUUGUGCCUGGACAGCAGCAACAACAACGGCCUGUCAUGCUAAAUGCUAUGUAUCGUUUUGGACAACAGACUCAACAAGCCACAUACAGGUCACAAGUCCCUCCUCAAGCUGUUUCUGGACAGCCAUUGCGCAUGCCAUCAGUACCUGCAGGUUAUGGUUCGUUACCAUACACAGUGAAGCCAGCCCCUAUAGUACCAACAGUUGCAGUGAGGAGUCAGACCCGGACCCAGUCUCAGCAGUACAGUUCCACAGUCAUUGGAGGUGGUGGUCAAACCCAGCAUUAUUCUGCUGUCAGGAGUCAAACCCAACAGUUUUCUACGGCACCGAAACCUACUCCGAUCUGUGUGAAUCUCCUGAACAACAACGUUGCUGCUGGUGCCCCCUUACAACAAAACGCUGCAGAGAAUGAACAGAUUCGGAGACUGAUCAUUCAGAAGGCGAACAUCCAGCAGAGUCCAGGCAGUAAAACACUUGUAACUAACAAUACCAUUGUUUCAAAUAACACAAUCAUCAGAAACGAUACACAUGAUACGGUCGUGAGGAAUAAUACAUUUGUUGCUAAUAAGACUAUAGUCGCUAACAACACACUUGUGUCUAAUAGUACACUGGUAAAAAAUAUCAAUCUUGUGAACAACUCGCAAAUCGCCGUCGCAAACCUUACAAGUAGGACUCCCAAUCUUCCCCAGCAAGUCAGAUUCGCUAAUCAGUUUAACGCUGAAAUUCUCAAACAAAUUGACGCAAAACGAAAUCAGCUGUUAGCUCAACGAUAUUACAAUUCACAAAGGUUGAAUGCUGUUCAGAACAAUAGCCAAAAAGAAAACGUGAAUUUGGUUCGUCUUCAAACCGAAAAAUAUCAAGGUAGUGACAUCAGAGCAAUUGAAGGAAGAGUCUCGCCCGCAAACUUGGACGGAAGUGUUUCACCUCAUUCCCGUGAAAGAAGCAUUUCACCUUCUGACGCAGAAAAGAAUAAUUCACCUUCUAAAGAAAGUCCCCCUCCAAGUGAUCCUGAACCAGGCUGUUCAACAACUUCUCUUAAAAGAAGCAUUUCCCCUUGUGAGUUUGAAAAAGUUAUUCGAUCUAAAGACAAAGACGAAGAAGAUAUUACAGACAUGGCAUCAAAGGAUUUUGAAAGGUCAUAUAGCAGAGAUUCGAGACCAUAUUCAAGAAACUCAGAUUCAUAUCAGAGUCGGAGUAGUGGUAAAGGAAAGAGACGUGCAGAGUCGCCCCACGAUGAUGAUGCAAAGCGUGUUCGAGGCCUGCAGUGGGGACAGGGUGUGGACAACGAUAUCGCCCAUUACCAGAACCCUGCUUACGCUGGCACUACAAAG
Molecule: messenger RNA, 1458 nt
Organism: Mizuhopecten yessoensis (Yesso scallop)
Lineage: Eukaryota; Metazoa; Mollusca; Bivalvia; Pectinida; Pectinidae
Exons: 3
Source: RefSeq, a predicted model, not a curated record